This is a messenger RNA of Coniophora puteana RWD-64-598 SS2, 2119 nucleotides long. RefSeq lists its product as uncharacterized. The record is from RefSeq and is a predicted model, not a curated record. The coding region runs from base 9 to 2087 and encodes 692 amino acids. The transcript has 7 exons. NCBI's taxonomy places the organism in Eukaryota, Fungi, Basidiomycota, Agaricomycetes, Boletales, Coniophoraceae.
GCUCCCACAUGCCCCGAGCUAAGAAACAACCGAAGCCCGCACGCAGUGUCCAGAGCAAGGCGCCCUCGACAUCCACCAAGCCACCUGGGAAGACAGCGACGCGCAAACCGAAGGUCAUGCGCAACCGCUGGGAACAGCACAUAUAUGACAGCUACGGAGAUGAUCCUGCUUUCUCGAGCUUAUACAUCUCCGACGAGGAACUGAACGAAUUCUAUCGGUUACUUGGUGUACCCGAAUCAGACUUUGCACGCUACCGGGGCAAACACGACGCAGCGUAUAAUGCAGACAUCGACAAUCAUGGCGGAAAAGUUCCAUGUCAAGGAAGAAAACCGCAGCGAGACGAGGAUCCAGCCAGGGAGAACAUUCACAUCGUCCGCAUUCCUGACACCAGCCAUCUCGUCGUCAGGUUCUGGGACGGCGGCCUCGAAGAUGAGGGCCAAUUCUGCCUGGAUAUAUACAACAUGGCUACGAAGGUGCCGAUCAACUCAUCCGAACUUGGCUUCUCUAUCGAAGUAGCCCCUGUCGCGGGAACGCUCUCGGUGAUGUGCGCUGGAGACCUUGAAAGCUGGGAGGCCAGGUCAGGCUUUAAGCCAGGACAGAUAUUGCCAGGAGAAGAGCGCUUUAGUGUGAUUGAGGGCGCUUGCCUUGCCCUUCAUCGACCCGACUUCGAUCCUUUCUGGUUCAAAGUGCCGGAAACUACGCGUUCUGAAGCUGAAUCUAGCAAACGUCGCGACUCCGGAACCUCCUCCACACGCCAACCAAAGGUCAUGCGUAAUCGCUGGGAAAAAUACAAGCAUGACUUGUAUGGCGACGGCCCUAAGUAUGAACACUUGUACCUCUCCGACGAGAAACUGGACAACCUCUUCCGAAGACUUGGCAUACCAGAAUCUGAACUCGCGGAACAACGACGUCAGUACGAUGCAACAGUAAAUGAGAAGUUUGAGAGAAGUGGUGGUAGUGAGGGACGGGGUCUUUGCCAGGGCAGAAAACCGCAGCCCGAUGAUGAUCCCGCCAAAGACAACGUCCACAUAGUUCACGUUCCCGACACCAGUCACCUGGCGAUCAGAUUUUGGGAUGGUGGCCUCGAGGAUGAGGGACAGUUUUGUCUGGACAUCUACGAUAUCAAUGCCGAAGUUCCUGUCAACUCGUCUGAGCUUGGAUUCUCUCUUGAGGCUGCCUCUAUGCCGGGUACGCUGACUGUCCUGUGUGCUGGGAAGCUCAAGAGCUGGGAGGUCAGGUCAGGCUUUACGCCAGACCAGAUAUUUCCAGGAGAAGAACGUUUUAGCGUGAUUGAGGGUGCUUAUCUUGCUCUUCACCGGUCUAACUCGGAUCCCUUCUGGUUCAAAGUACCGACAAGACGUCGUCUGCCUGCUGGUCCCGCAUGCAGCGUCCGGGAUAAUGCGCCGACAUCCAGCAAGCCAUCCGGAGCGACAUCAACGCGCAGGCCGAGAGCCACGCGUAAUCGUUGGGAGAAGUACAUAGAUGACACAUGGGGGGAUAUCCCUGCUUUUGAUAAAGUCUACCUUUCCGACGACCAGCUGAAUGGUUACCUUCGACUCCUCCAUAUACCAGAAUCACAGCUCGCGGAUCACAGGCGCGAAUAUGACGCAAUAUUGGAGGGGCACCUUGAUCGCAACGGUGGAAAGAUCAAUUGCCAUGGUAUGAAACCACGGCCAGACGCAGACCCCAGCAGGGAGCACGUUCGUAUUGUCCGCAUCCCCGACACGAGAGGCCUUGUGAUUAGAAUAUGGGACGGAGGUCUUGAAGGGGAGGGUCAAUUCUGCUUGGACAUUUACGACAUGGACGCGAAGAUAGCUAUCAACUCCUCGGAACUCGGGUUCUCCUUCGAUGUUGCUUCCCUACCAGGAACCCUCUCGACUUUGUGCGCUGGACGCCUCCAAAGCUGGGAGGCCAACAUGGGGUUUACGCCUGACCAGAUAUUGCCGGGAGAAGAGCACUUUAGUGUUAUUGAGGGUGCUUACCUUGCUCUUUGUCGGCCCAAUCAGGACCUUUUCUGGUUCAAGAUGCCUACGAGAAAUCGUCUCCCUCCUGGUGUAGAACGGGCUGCGUCGCCUGUUUCUCUGUAGAUGCUAGACUUACGUACUAGCCUUGUGCCGUC